This is a messenger RNA of Dromaius novaehollandiae (emu), 4139 nucleotides long. RefSeq names its product membrane associated ring-CH-type finger 2 (gene MARCHF2). The record is from RefSeq and is a predicted model, not a curated record. Lineage: Eukaryota; Metazoa; Chordata; Aves; Casuariiformes; Dromaiidae. Gene Ontology annotation, biological process: protein ubiquitination. Gene Ontology annotation, molecular function: ubiquitin-protein transferase activity; zinc ion binding. The coding region runs from base 423 to 1163 and encodes 246 amino acids. The transcript is spliced from 5 exons.
UGCUUAGUUUUCAGGCUAAUGCUUAUCCAAAUAAGUGUUUUCAGGGCUUCAGCGAUCACGUUCUUGCUCUGGAUUUUUUUUUUCCUCCUUCUGUAGUCUGGCCAAGCCUCCAACCAGGAACAAGCCCUUAUUUCCUUUAGCUAUUUUAGUUUGAUUUAGGCUUAGCUGAACCUGACGAAAGUGCCGUUUCGUGGGAACGUUUGACUCCUGUUGUGCAGCGAUGGCAAAACAAAAGCAUUUCCUGAGAUGAGAUGGCGAGGGCUUGUUUGCGUGCGUCUACCUCCAGGAGACGGAGCGCAAAUGCUCCCCCCCACGCUCCCCCGUCUCCCCUGGAUUAAACAAACCUAGUUCUCUCAGUAUUUUUUUCUUGGGUCUCCGUGCUGCCAGCGCCGGUCCCCGGGGCAGAGAGGCCCAGAGCUGCCAUGACGACAGGCGACUGCUGCCACCUCCCCGGCUCCUUGUGCGACUGCCCGGGAAGCGCCGCCCUGUCCAAGUCGGUGGAGGACUCUGACAUCGGGCGCCCGCAGUACGUCACUCAGGUCACCGCGAAGGACGGCCGGCUCCUCUCGACGGUGAUCAAGGCGCUGGGCGCGCAGAGUGAUGGUCCCAUCUGUCGAAUCUGUCAUGAAGGUGGAAAUGGGGAGGGACUGCUUUCCCCGUGUGACUGCACAGGAACACUGGGCACCGUGCACAAGAGCUGCCUGGAAAAGUGGUUAUCCUCCUCCAACACAAGUUACUGUGAGCUCUGCCACACAGAAUUUGUUGUAGAGAGAAGACCAAGGCCUUUGACAGAGUGGCUGAAGGAUCCUGGUCCCCGCAAUGAGAAGAGGACCCUUUUCUGUGACAUGGUGUGUUUCCUGUUCAUUACUCCCCUGGCAGCGAUCUCAGGCUGGCUGUGUCUUCGGGGAGCCCAGGAUCAUUUGCAGUUCAACAGCCGGCUGGAGGCCAUUGGACUCAUAGCACUAACUAUAGCACUUUUUACAAUCUACGUCCUUUGGACACUGGUUUCGUUCCGCUACCACUGCCAGCUGUACUCGGAGUGGCGAAGGACCAACCAGAAAGUCCGCUUGAUGAUCCCGGCCUCGCGGAGCCCUCACCCCGUGCCCCACUCCUUGCUCUCCGCCAAGCUCAUGAAGAAGACCGCGGACGAAACCACUGUCUGAGCCGUCCCUCGGCCACUGCCUGCCGCGCCGCGAGGCUGCAUCUACGGCCGGAGCAGGGGCAGCCCUCGGGGGCUGGCAACAGAAAAGAGGUUCAGGUCUCCAUGCGUGUGCCGGCAGCGCGAUAGCUGUGGAGGCACUAGGAAACAAUCAUCCCACCCAAGGGGACUUUGCAGUUAGCACGUACUUCAUGCUACAGCAAACAGACAGAUGAUCAAAGUCUGUCGUGUGAAAUGGCCCAAAAGAGCCAGAUGGCGAAUGUGCCUGUCUGCAGGGACACUUUCCUAUAACUAAAUACCAUAUGUGGAAAAUCUCCCCCUCUAUAUAUGUAUAUCUAUAUAUAAUAUUAUUUUUUAAUGGCCAUGCAUAUUGUGUUUCAGUCCUUUUGUGUUGAUGUUCUAAGCUUCAGUAUAGAAGCUGGCAGCCUGAUCUCAUUCAGAGGUUAAAUCUAUGCCUUUUCUCCCAGUGAGCAUUUAAAGAACACUUUUCAUUGAGCAUUCUUGAAAGUCCCCUUCUCCUUUGCACUAAAUGGGUUUUGAUAAUAUUGCAGCAGCCUUUCCCAUUGCUCUUUGGUCUCUUUUGUGGUGUUUCUGUCCUUUCUAGGAAGUUGUGUGUUUUUAAUAAUUAUUAUAAUCCCAGAAGGAGUAAAAUGACAUAAUACUGAAUGGAGACAUUUUGUAUUGUAAAAUACUGUAAUUUUGAGAAUUUCAAAAGUUUCGAAUGAGAAUCUUUUACUGUGCAGAUGUGAUCUCACAAAACUUUCUUCCCAGAUCCCGCUCACCCCCAGGACGCAGAUGCACUCGGCUCUUGUAUGAACGUCCUCCUAGCAAAGGUAGAUGGAGGAUCUGUGGGUGGGAAGCGAUGGCUUGUGCUAGCUAACCUCACCAUUGCCUUUUGCUGUUACAAUGCUCGGAAAGGACCUUUUCUGACCCCAAGAGGUGAGAGUUGGAGUCUGUUUGCUGCUGUCCUUUCGCUGUCUUGAGGCUGGACCUCUCGUUCCUCAGUCACACGCGUACCUUACUAGGGCAGGCCGCACUCUGCAGUCGCUCAGCAGGACGCAGGCAGCCUCAGCUGCCUCUGCGUUUCUCUUGUACAUUCCUUGGCAAAAGCUAGAGGAGCUGCCAUGGUUUAGUUCAUCCCUGAGAUCGCUGCCUGCCUGUUUUCAGUGUCCACUAGAGAAAUGCCCCAAAUUCACUAGUUCCUGGAGGGGAACAGGCUCUGGGUCCCUUCUCCUACAGGGCCAGUGCUCCUCUUCCUCCUCCGUCCAUCUGCAUCCACCCAGCUAAGAAACCCCGCCGUCUUGGAGGGGCUGAUCUGCCAGAGCUCUUUAGCACCUGGCGUAGAGUCUCUCCCUUUUCCUGACUUUAGCUUUUGUCCCUGCCUCUCCACCGCUUCCCCGCCAUGCCAGGCGAUGCCCGCGCUCGGUGCCGUGCUUGGCAGGAGCCUCGGCUCGGACUCCCGCACCGGUGAGUGUCGACAGCAGGGAGAAGGCGGGCUCCAGCGGUGCCCCUGUCCUCGUGGUGGGCGAUGGCUGUGCACCGCGUUCCUCCGCUCCCUUUGCUGAACGCGGGUGGAUCAGUCUGGUGGCCUGUUAGAUUGGGACCUGUAGUUUCUUGAAUUCGAAGCACCACGUGCCAUUCCUGCUCCUCUCUAGCUGCAAACCUGGAUGCUUUUCCUUAGAUGUUCCCUAUUCCCUGAUUUUUGUUUUCUGCCUGACCCUACACUGGAAGCCCCUUGUGGGCAUGAGCAGCAGCGGCCAGGGUCCUGCUUCCCCAGCAGGACUGCCCCAACCCCGGGGCCUGUGUCCACUUUCCUCCUUUAUCUUACGUCCCAGGCUCAUUUGCGUGACUCGGUGAUAUCCCAGCACGUUUUGCAGCAGCCUCUGUCUUGGGCUGGCAAGUGCUGGUCCAGUUUGCUCUCCGCUCUGAGCACAAGGGUCAGGUCACAUGUUUGAUCACAGGGACAAACAUUUUCUGCCACAGCUGCUCCCCUCUCUCCACCAGGCCCCUGGAAAGGUCUGGUCUCCUCCCUUUCACCAUUUACCUGUGGGCACCUUCCUUUCUUUCCUUUCCUUCUUUUUCUGUGUAAUUUGGGAUGACUUGGCCCCCAGUGCUCCUGGAGGCUUCCAGUAAAGCGAGGCCUCUUCAGAUGCAAUCGGGGUCUCUGCACAGCAGCAACAUCCUACGAGCACUCAUUUCAAAUCAGCUUUUGCAGCGUAGCUAUUCCCGCUCCUAACAGUUCCAGCCGGCUGCUCUCCGGUCUGCAAAGGUUUGCCUGCGUGCUGGGGACACGGGUGGCCCCUCUGCUCCCCGGCUCUGCCGCCUGUGCUGCCGGAGGGGCUCAGCCCUGCUCCCAGGCCCCGCAGCUCCUCCGUGGGUGCUGCCUCCCUCCCCAGACCCCUUCUCUUGGCAGUGAGCGCUGCAUUGCCGCUCUGUGCCUGGUGCUUGGUCCCCCCUGGUUCAGCCCUUCCCCAACACCACUCAUGACGCCAGGAUAUUUCCACUGCAACAAAAAUGUUGGGGUCUAGUUUAACCUUCCCAGCCCUGGCUGCCUCCUAGGAGCUUGGUCUUCUGACGCAUCUAGUUCUGGCAGGUAUCUGAGGAUGUGCGUUCCCACACUGCCUUCCCCUAGCAAUGAGUUAAUAGAGCCAGUGUUUCCGCUGGGAAACCUGAUGUUGAUCCAAAUAUGCAACUGUGAAAGCCAGAAGUCCCUGGCUGGGGCGGAUGGGGCCUGGCCUUGUGCUGCUGCAGGCCUGGCUUUGCUCUCUGCUUCGUUGUCUUUAUCAUAGUUGCCAAUAAUCGGAGUUGUUGCAUGUGCCCCUGCAACAGCUGAUAACGACUCUUUGAGCCUUCUCCUCCUCCCCAGCGGAGAUGCUCAGCUCUGGUGGAUGUGGGAAAUCAGUGUCUCUGACCCGCCGCGUUCCAGUGUCACGAGGAAACGGGCCGUGCAAUUAUGUAAAUAAAAGUGAGACAAGCUGUG